GACCAGCAGUAGACCAGCGAGGGCAGCGAGGACGGCUGUUAUCAGCAUUAUCAGCCGCGUUGUCUCCUGUCAAAAAAAAAAAAUGAUGUCGGAAACGUCAGAGGUGGAGAACCCGGGAGGCGAGAAGGGCGCCGAGGACUCGGCGAUCCUGGAGGUGAGCUCCAUGGCGGUGGGCGGGAUCGUGAAGCAGGAGAGCCGCGACGUCGACUACCUGUCCAACUGCAGCACCUCCAUCGAGGGAUCCGUGGUCGCGUCUCCUUCCAUCGACAGCUUCUCCACUCUGCCGGAUCAGGAGAUAUCGGACUUCCAGACGGACUCGCGAGACCUGCAAGUGAAAGUGGACAAUCCACAGAAGCAUCUGGAAACUCUGGAGACAUAUAUCACAUUCCGUAUAACGACUAGGACUACACGUCCGGAGUUUGAGGAAGGAGAGUACGUAGUUCGCAGGCGAUACAAUGACUUUAUUUGGCUGCGCCAGAAAUUAGUGGAUGUCUAUCCGACACAUAUUAUACCGCCGAUGCCGGGCAAGCAUACGCUGCUCGCCCAACUGGAUCGUUAUUCCAAGGAAUUUAUCAUAGCGCGUAUGAAACUUUUACAUAUAUUCCUGAACAGAAUAGUGAACCAUCCCAUUCUCAGCUGUGACAAGAAUCUCUAUAUUUUUCUCACGACAAAACCUUCAGAAUUUCUUGUUCAUCGCAAAAAUCGCGGGAACGUGCUCGGAAAAGUGACCGACUCCUUGCAAAACAUAGCGAGCACUUAUACGAUGAAACAGCGUCACUUGGAGUUCGAACAGAUACGGGACUAUUGUACAGCGUUGGGUGAAAAGUUGUCGGCUAUAGAUAAGAUCAAUCAUCGCAUACAUAAAGAAAGGCAAGAUUAUUUAUUGGAGCUUCAUCAACUGCAUCCCAUAUUCACGCUGUGGGCAACCUCGGAACCGGAACUCGCCCCCAUUUUAUUGGCGAUCGCUAAAGCGGUAGAAACGAACACAAUGGCUCAUCAGAAACUUCUGGAGGACGUUCCUAACGAUGAACGCGAGUACGUUUCAUAUGUCGAAGCGGUCAAGAGCGCAUUGUCCCGGCGCGACUCGAUGCAGAUCGAAUACGAGAUAACAGUCGACGUAUUAGCGAAGAGAAGAAUAGAAAAGGAUCAGCUGGUAGGAAAUACGAGUUAUAUGAUUCCUGCGCAAGGCUGGGGCGGAUCUCUAUGGAAAGCGGAAUCUCGCGACGAGAAAUUGGAGAGGCUCGGCCAGACCAUCCCGCGAUUGGCUAAACAAGCGGAGAUACUGCAGGAUCGCGUGGAGUGCGCGAACGAGAGUCUGCGAAGCGAUUUUCAGAGGUGGAACGUGGAGAAGCAGCAGGAUCUGAAGAACAUGCUGAUUGCGAUGGCGGACCGACAUAUCAGACACUAUCAGCAAUGCAUGAACGCGUGGGAGGAUAUUCUCACCGGCCUCAAGUUGGACGGAAUGGGAUCUGACGUAAACGUAGGGCCGCCUGUCAAAAUACCCGUUUGAACCGCUAGUCUUUUCGUCACUCAGAAGGAUAUAGAAUAAAUAUUCGUUAACACGAGAAUAUUACACCAGUUUAAAAAAUUCUAUUAAAUAAUGACACAAAGUUUAUUACAAUCUAAAAAAAAAACAAUCUAUCAUCAGCUUCGGUAUCAUUGCUUUUGAAAUUGAAUCUCGUCGUUUUGAAAUAAUCUCGAAAGAAGAUUAUGCAAUAUUUGCGAAUCGCAAACGGCCGCAUUUAAUGACGACGAAAGCUGCAUUUAAUGUACAAUGUAAUACGCUAAUAUCAAAAUUCUAUUCGGAGAAUUCGCCUUUAUGAUACAAUAACAUUGUGAUAACGUGAAAAAUUAAGUAUAACGCAUUUGAUCCUACAUGCAUGUAGGACAAGUUUCGUGUAUAUUAUGUACAAGAAAAAAUUUUCCGACGUUCUUUCUUUAGAGGUUUAGAUCAUCGAUUAAUUUUUGGGACCAAAGUAUAUCGAGGCAGUUGUCGGUAUUCCCUUCACUCUCUCUCCCUCUCUCUUUCUUACUUUGAAUCACGUUACGAUACAUUUAUUGACAAUCAGUUUAGUCAUCUAUAUCUACUAGUUACCAAAGUACAGUAGUUACCAUGAUAGCGUAGAUAGCGUCAAUGUAUAGUAUACAGCACUGGUAAAUUUUACAAAUCGGAGCAAAACGCUUGCGAGAGCUUCGUUGUAUCGUUAAUUAGUACCUUUAAUCUAUGCCUCUAAGUUAUGAACAAAUCGCACCGCACAGAGACGAUUCCGCUUAGUAUUGUGGCAAAGAAAAAAAAAAAGACGGAACGAGAGUCCUAUAUGGCUUAUACAUUCCUCUGCGUAUCCGUUAUUUAUGCUCGAAAGGGAAGAUACUCUUUGCUGCUAACAGUAUUGUUAACAAUGCGGAGUACAUUUCUAUACAUUUAUGCGCCGCGACUCGGCGAGUUAGCAAACAUGGCGGAGUUUGUAUCAAUAAAUAAAUUAUUGUUUGCAAUUA
Molecule: messenger RNA, 2496 nt
Organism: Temnothorax curvispinosus
Lineage: Eukaryota; Metazoa; Arthropoda; Insecta; Hymenoptera; Formicidae
Product: sorting nexin-7-like
Exons: 7
Coding region: 83-1510 (475 amino acids)
Molecular function (GO): phosphatidylinositol binding
Source: RefSeq, a predicted model, not a curated record